Messenger RNA from Helianthus annuus (common sunflower), 510 nucleotides. RefSeq lists its product as uncharacterized. The record is from RefSeq and is a predicted model, not a curated record. The transcript has a single exon. Lineage: Eukaryota; Viridiplantae; Streptophyta; Magnoliopsida; Asterales; Asteraceae. The coding region runs from base 1 to 510 and encodes 169 amino acids.
AUGCCGGAAUACGUUUUUGAUUGGAAUAAGUGGGUGCCGAAAAAGGUUGGGUUUGUGGCUUGGCGUGCAGAAAAGGAACGGCUUCCGACAAGGGUAGCAUUGGCUGAAAGAAAUGUCCGCAUUGAGUCGGAUAGAUGUGUGAUCUGUGGUGACUAUGCCGAAACUAGUGACCAUGUCUUCAUGUCUUGCCAAUUGGCUCAGACGGUUUGGAGCAUUGUAUCGCAAUGGUGCAAAAUCCCAACUUUCUCUGCGUUUUGCAUCCAAGACGUCCUAAGUAUGCAUGGUGGGAUCUCCGGUUCACAGAAGAGAAGGAAUAUUGUCCAGGCGAUUGUGCAUGUUACGAUAUGGAGUAUUUGGAAUACGCGGAAUGAUGCAGUCUUCAAUAGUGUAUAUCCAUCAGUUCCAAAGAUCAUAGAGGAGGUCAAGCACAUGAGUUAUCUGUGGGUUAAAAGUCGAUCAAAGGAUCCACUGAUAACAUGGGAAACAUGGAGGUGUUUUGAAGGUUUUUGA